UUCCUGAUGUAAACAAACCCAGUAUUUCGUCAGAUACUGUCAGACAGAAGAGACUUCCGUGUGUUUUUAAGUGCAUUUGUAACCACAGCAAGAUGAAGGUUAAUGAUGUUAUGGCAUGUAGUUUCCCAUCAUGGUAUGAGAAAUUUAAGAAGUGCACGAUUAAGAGCAUAGUCAUACCAUUGACAACGGAUGUCUUGGCUUACAUGCAGGACAAUGGAACACUUGUUCUGCCUGAAGGUUCACAACCAGAGCCAGAGUAUAGAACAAAUACUGAAGAUGAAAGUGAUGCUUAUGAAGACUGGGAACACUGCAGGACCACUGGUACAUCAGUGGAAGGGCCAAAGUUGGAAGAAUUCAAUGCCAAGGUGAAUGAUGCUAUAAAAAAGCUUGGAGGAAGUGCCUUUCCAAAACUAAACUGGAGUUCCCCAAAGGAUGCUUCAUGGAUUGCCCUAAAUAAAUCUCUUCGAUGCUCAACUGCUGGAGAUGUCUACUUGCUACUGAAAAGCAGUAAUUUUGUUGCUCAUGACCUCACCUCACCCUUUAAGGUAAACUAUGAGAGGAAGUGA
Messenger RNA from Penaeus vannamei (Pacific white shrimp), 566 nucleotides. NCBI's taxonomy places the organism in Eukaryota, Metazoa, Arthropoda, Malacostraca, Decapoda, Penaeidae. The record is from RefSeq and is a predicted model, not a curated record.